Molecule: messenger RNA, 1548 nt
Organism: Carassius gibelio (silver crucian carp)
Lineage: Eukaryota; Metazoa; Chordata; Actinopteri; Cypriniformes; Cyprinidae
Product: extracellular calcium-sensing receptor-like
Exons: 2
Coding region: 194-1087 (297 amino acids)
Biological process (GO): G protein-coupled receptor signaling pathway
Cellular component (GO): membrane
Molecular function (GO): G protein-coupled receptor activity
Source: RefSeq, a predicted model, not a curated record
UCAUUGUUUAAUCGAUGACAAACAGAAGACUGAUAACACAUGAUGUCUAUUGUAGCCUCCACGGUCCGUGUGCAGUGAGAGCUGUCCUCCAGGAACCAGACCAGCCACAAGAAAGGGUCUUCCUCUCUGCUGUUUUGAUUGCCUGCCAUGCAGAGAUGGGGAGAUUUCUAAUGCAACAGAUGCUAUUGAGUGCAUGGUUUGUCCAGUUGAGUUCUGGUCCAGUCCAAAUAAGGAUCAAUGUGUCCCUAAAGAAGUGGAGUUUCUAUCCUAUGAGGAUCCUUUGGGCAUCUCUUUGACUACUGCUUCCCUGCUUGGCACCUGUUCCUGUGCUCUUGUGAUGGUCAUUCUUGUGCAUCACCGCAACACUCCCAUAGUGCGUGCCAACAAUUCAGAGCUCAGCUUCCUGCUGCUUUUGUCACUCAAACUGUGUUUUCUGUGUGUGCUGCUGUUCAUUGGCCAGCCACAGUUAUGGACAUGUCAGUUAAGACAUGCUGUGUUUGGCAUAAGCUUUGUCCUGUGUAUCUCCAGCAUCCUAGUCAAGACUAUGGUGGUAAUAGCUGUGUUCAAGUCUUCUUAUCCAGAGGGGAAGGAUGCAAUAAGAUGGUUUGGAGCUGCUCCACAAAGAUGUACUGUUCUGGUCCUAACUGCCAUACAGGUUGUGAUAUGUGCAAUCUGGCUAUCAACUGCUUCUCCAACACCCCAUAAAAAUAACCUGUAUAUCCGGUCUAUUAUAGUCUAUGAAUGUGCUAUUGGCUCAGUGGCUGGUUUUUCUAUGCUGCUAGGAUACAUUGGACUUUUAGCAACAGUAAGCUUCCUCUUAGCCUUCCUGGCAAGAAAUCUUCCAGAUAAUUUUAAUGAAGCAAAGUUCAUCACUUUUAGCAUGUUAAUAUUCUGUGCUGUGUGGAUUGCAUUUGUUCCAGCAUAUGUAAGCUCACCAGGGAAAUAUGCAGUGGCUGUGGAGAUUUUUGCCAUUUUAGCUUCAAGUUUUGGUUUACUGGUGGCCAUAUUUGCCCCGAAGUGUUACAUCAUCCUUUUACAUCCAGAGAGAAACACUAAAAAAGCAAUCAUGGGAAGACAAACAAAAUAAAUUGUUUUAAAUUUAAAAUUGUGAACUUUUAUUUAAAACUAAAUAAAUUUUAUUGUUUUGGGUAUAUUAUUUUUAUUAACACAUUAUAUUGCCAUCCUUACUGAAAAUGUAAUAUACUAAAAUGUAUUUAGAUAUGUUUACUUCAUGCUAAAUAUACUUUGUACAUUUACAUAUUUGUGUACUUAAUAAAUAAACACUGCAUUUAUACAUUUAGUCUGCUAAAUUCGAACAAAUAAUAUAUUUUUUUCUCAAUGCACUUUAAUUGUGUGUAAGUAGUGCUGAAGUACAAUUAAAGAUGUACUGAAAUAUUUAUUAUUGUGCUAACGCAGAACUAUUGCAAGUAUACUUCAGGGGUCUGCGUGAUUUUGAUAAGACAUGUUCCUAGAUCAACAUAUUUUGUUGAUCUUGGAUCAACAUUACUUGCCAAAAAUACAGACUAAACCAAAUCCCUACCCCUAAAU